This is a messenger RNA of Penicillium crustosum, 816 nucleotides long. Its product is annotated as YoaK family protein. The coding region runs from base 1 to 816 and encodes 271 amino acids. The record is from RefSeq and is a predicted model, not a curated record. The transcript is spliced from 2 exons. NCBI's taxonomy places the organism in Eukaryota, Fungi, Ascomycota, Eurotiomycetes, Eurotiales, Aspergillaceae.
AUGGACCAUGAAAAGGAUGCAUUCGGUGAACUUUCAACAUCUCUAAAGGCUGAACUCGAGCCCGAGCAUGCCGACCUCCUACUUUUUGCUUGUUGUUUGACAUCGGGACUUGUGGAUAGAAAUACCAUCUUCGUCGGACUUGGUGCAUCACACCAAAACCUCCGUCCAUAUGGCUGGGCACGCUCGCUCACGUCCAUCGGAUGUUUCAUCCUGGGAUCCUUCCUUUUCGCACGCUUACAUCGCAUCCUAGGUACUCGGCGACGAGUAUCAUUGAUGCUGUCUUUUCUGCUACAGGCCAGUAUAAUCCUACUUACGGCUGGACUGGUUCAAGGAGGUGCCGUUUCUAGUACGCUAGCCGGUAAAGGAUCACAAACAGCACCCCCAUGGGAUCAGGAAGUCCCGAUAAUUCUCCUUAGUAUCCAGUCUGCCGGUCAGAUUGUAGCGAGUCGUGCCUUGGGAUACAAUGAGAUCCCGACCGUGGUGAUUACCAGUCUUCUCUGCGACUUGAUGUCAGACCCCCAGCUGUUUCUUAUCAGGAAUGUGAAACGCGACCGGCGGAUUAUUGCGUUUGUGCUAACUCUCGUGGGCGCCAUCGUCGGUGGAUGGGUUACUAAAGUCACCGGGGGGUUGCUCCCAUUCUCUGGCUGUCGGCUGGUAUUAAGGGCUUGCUCGUCUUGGCCUGGGCUUUUUGGAAAGCUAAAUAGAGGGCAUCGUGAGUUCCUCCGUUCAGUCUUGAGGUUAUCUGAGGCAGACUUGACACAGCGGUCAAGGAAUGUCGGUGUAGAGUUCAAAGGAUUGACCGAAUACCAGCCAUAG